Molecule: messenger RNA, 5487 nt
Organism: Herpailurus yagouaroundi (jaguarundi)
Lineage: Eukaryota; Metazoa; Chordata; Mammalia; Carnivora; Felidae
Gene: GAB2
Product: GRB2 associated binding protein 2
Exons: 11
Coding region: 103-2151 (682 amino acids)
Biological process (GO): signal transduction
Cellular component (GO): cytoplasm
Molecular function (GO): transmembrane receptor protein tyrosine kinase adaptor activity
Source: RefSeq, a predicted model, not a curated record
CCCCUCCCCCGUGAGCUGCGCACCGCCGGCCGGCUGACCCAGCGGCCCGCGUCCGCGCCCUUGUCAGCCCGACCCCGCGGCGGGCUCCAGGCGGCCGGCAGCAUGAGCGGCGGCGGCGACGUGGUGUGCACCGGCUGGCUGAGGAAAUCGCCUCCCGAGAAGAAGUUGAGGCGCUAUGCCUGGAAGAAGCGAUGGUUUAUCCUGCGGAGUGGCCGGAUGAGUGGUGACCCAGAUGUUCUGGAAUACUACAAGAAUGAUCACUCUAAGAAGCCCUUGAGGAUCAUCAACCUGAACUUCUGUGAGCAGGUGGAUGCAGGCCUGACCUUCAACAAGAAGGAGCUGCAGGAUAGUUUUGUGUUUGACAUCAAGACCAGUGAGCGCACCUUUUAUCUGGUGGCCGAGACGGAGGAGGACAUGAAUAAGUGGGUCCAGAGCAUCUGCCAGAUCUGUGGCUUCAAUCAGGCUGAGGAGAGCACAGACUCCCUGAGAAACAUGUCCUCUGCCAGUCACGGCCCCCGCUCUUCUCCAGCUGAGCUCAGCAGCUCCAGUCAGCACCUUCUUCGAGAACGCAAGUCCUCAGCCCCAUCGCACUCCAGCCAGCCAACCUUGUUCACCUUUGAACCCCCUGUGUCCAACCACAUGCAGCCCACCUUGUCCACCAGUGCGCCUCAGGAGUAUCUCUACUUGCACCAGUGCAUAAGCCGGAGAGCGGAAAAUGCAAGACUCACUCAAAGGAGUGCCAGCUUCUCUCAGGGCACCAGGGCCUCGUUUCUCAUGAGGAGCGACACAGCUGUACAGAAACUUGCCCAGGGCAAUGGACACUGCGUCAAUGGGGUCAGCGGUCAAGUCCACGGCUUCUAUAGCCUCCCCAAGCCAAGCCGGCACAAUACAGAAUUCAGAGACAGUACCUACGACCUCCCCCGGAGCCUGGCCUCCCACGGCCACACCAAGGGCAGCCUUACAGGCUCUGAGACCGAUAAUGAGGACAUAUACACCUUCAAGACACCCAGCAACACUCUAUGUCGGGAGUUUGGGGACCUCCUGGUGGACAAUAUGGACGUUCCAGCCACCCCACUCUCAGCCUACCAGAUCCCUAGGACAUUCACGCUGGACAAGAACCACAAUGCCAUGGCAGUGGCCACUCCUGGGGAUUCGGCCAUAGCUCCCCCACCCCGGCCCCCCAAGCCGAGUCAGGCAGAAACACCUCGAUGGGGCAGUCCUCAGCAGAGACCUCCAAUCAGUGAAAGCAGCAGAUCCGUCUCUGCCGCUGCCACCAUCCCCAGGCGCAAUACCCUCCCGGCGAUGGACAGCAGUCGGCUCCACCGAGCUUCUUCCUGUGAAUCCUACGAGUACCCCCAGCGAGGAGGAGAGAGUGCAGGCCGGUCUGCUGAGUCCAUGAGUGAUGCGGUCCGUUCUUUCCUGCCAGGGAAAACAGUUGUAGGCCGAUCAGAUAGCACCAAUUCUGAGGACAACUACGUGCCCAUGAAUCCAGGUUCCUCCACCCUGCUGGCCAUGGAGCGAGCAGGUGAUAAUUCCCAGAGUGUCUACAUCCCCAUGAGCCCAGGACCCCAUCACUUUGAUGCGCUUGGCUACCCCUCAACAGCCAUUUCUCUGCACCGGGGCCCCAGCCGAGGGAGUGAGAUCCAGCCACCCCCUGUCAACCGCAACCUCAAACCUGACCGGAAAGCAAAGCCAACACCACUUGACCUGAGAAACAACACUGUCAUCGAUGAGCUCCCCUUCAAGUCACCUGUCACCAAGUCUUGGUCGAGGGCCGUUCACACCUUCAACUCCAGCUCCUCCCAGUACUGCCGCCCCAUCUCCACCCAGAGCAUCACCAGCACGGACUCCGGAGACAGCGAAGAGAACUACGUCCCUAUGCAAAACCCAGUGUCUGCGUCUCCCAUCCCCAGCGGCACCAGCAGUCCGGCCCCUAAGAAGAGCACGGGCAGCGUUGACUAUCUGGCCCUGGACUUCCAGCCAAGCUCCCCCAGCCCCCACCGCAAGCCGUCCACGUCCUCUGUGACUUCCGAUGAGAAGGUAGACUACGUUCAGGUGGACAAGGAGAAGACCCAGGCUCUGCAGAGCACCAUGCAGGAGUGGACGGACGUGAGGCAGUCCUCGGAGCCUUCCAAGGGCACCAAGCUGUGACACAGGGGCCACCAAGUCUGGGGAGGCGCCUGGAGGUAGAGUCACCGGAGCUGGCUCCUCCCCCUUCUGCCCCCGCCCCCUUCUCUCCAGUUGUCCCCUCCACUCUGGCCUUCAAAGCACUUGAUGUCAGGGACCCUGAACCCUUCUCCUGGGAGGUGAGGGCCUGAUCAAGGCACUACUCUGCCCACUCAGGGCCCACCUUUGAUUUUUACCAGUAAUGGCCAUCCUCUACCCACCUUAGUUAGAGCUAUUGCCAAAAAGCAUCCUUCAGCCUCUUUCUGUCCUUUAGACCUAAAUACCUACUAGGCGUUGGGAGGGGCUGGGGCUCUGAGCCAGAUUCCACACCUCACAUACGGUCUUGGCCCUCAAGCCCUCUUCCCUCCAGCUACUGGGCUACCUCUCCUUAAGUCCCACAAGAUGCCACGUCAUCUCGCUGGUCCAAGGAGCCCAGGACCAGCAGACCAAAGUGGACAUGGACUUCUUCAUCCUUGUCUUUCUUGGUAGGGGAGAGGCAAGGCCACCAAAAGAUGGAGUUGAGAAGGAAGGUUAGAGGUGGUCUUGAGGGACAGAGGAAUGAGAUCCCAGGUGCAGAAGGCAGUUGAUAUGGGCAGGGGCCUCCUAACUUUGUAGCUGUUGUAAGUUGGGAGAGCCAGAAGAAUGAGGACCAAAGGAAGGAAAACGGAGGACAGGCAACCAGAAACAAGGGGCAGGGGGUGACAAGGACCCUGUGGAGUCAGGACCCCCAGGACUGUGGAGCUUACAGGCCCUCUUCCCUGGGCGUACCCGCUAGAGGAGGCUUCGACGGUGCUGGGUGUGCAGUGGGGGGAGGCAAGUGAUGCAGGGUCGGGAUGGAGCGUGGGGUGGACUGGAGGUGCUUUAGGGCCGUAUACCGUAGUGGGGAGGGUGCAGCAAGUGAGUUUGUGCAAGACAGGCGGUGGGGGUGGGCAGAUGACUGACAGAUGGGAGGCAGGGUAAGGAUGGUGGAGGUGGACAGUGCCUGGGGAUGGAGAGAGGAGCAGAAAGCGAAGGAGCCACGUGUGCAGGGCAGACCGAGGGCAGCGGGGAAAGCAGGCAGGGGAGAGUGGUGUCCCCAAGGAUGGGUAGGAGAGCAGGGGCUCGUGCCAGGGCCCAAUGGAGGUACGAGUGUGGUUCCGGGAGCCCAUAGUGCUUGCCCGGUUCGUCUUAACAGCUGUCGCUCCCUGCUAGCCCAGUGCCACACUGGACUCAGACCUGACCCUGCAGGGUACAGGAGGCAGGACCUCACCCCCAGGUACUUUCUGGCAAGCUGGGGAGGAGGGACCCAAAUCUUCCAGAGUUGCAGAGUAACUGGGCAGAUCAGAUGUUUCGUCCAACCAUGGAUGAAGAGACCUUCUUCCUUUGGGAAAAAAAUAAAAGACUUCCCACCCUGCCUCAUGGAGGUGGCUACCGGUCACCUAUCAGCCCUUGCGAGCCCACACCUGGCCCUUCUCUAAGAAGCUCUGACCUGGCAGAAAUUAUUUUCUCAACAGUAGCCCGUCUCCUAACUCAGCUGCAUUUCGUAAUGCCUGCUGGGGCCAGGUUCUGGAAACACCGGGAUUAAUCAGUUGGUGCGCUUGAGAAGGCAGGGGUGGCAGGAGGGCACUGGACAUUGGUAACGGCUGUGAGAGACUGGAAAUAUUGAUGGAGAGCACAGGCAACAAGGCUACUUCUUCAGGAGGUUGGUGCAGAGCAGGCCGGAGGAGGUGGUAUCUAGGAAAAGGGGGUGCCAAAGAUGGAGUUUUCUAGGGGAGGGCAGGGCUGGGGGGUCCAAUGGAGGAAGAAGGAAAAAAGCUUGGAAAGCCUUUGGGAGUAUGGGUCCAAUCCUUCCCAAGCCCUGGGGCUGGUGGCAGUGACCUAUACCGUGUCCUGUAAGGCCCUCUCCAAAGAGUCUCCUAGGGCAGAGCAUUUAAUGGUGCUCCCCCUUAGCCCCAGGAUGCCCUAAUAAUGUCAGCACUUUUAGAACGUACCACAAUGUGAGUGAAAUUGGCUGCAGUCUUUAGAAACGGAGGUGUUCAGGUCUGAUGUCCAAGGAGGCCUCGUUCGGGCUCUUCGUUCCUGUACCUCCCAGACCCUUGGGCUGGAAGUGGGGGAGGAGGGCAGGAAGCAUAAGGGGAAAUGGGCCUGUUGAAGGUGGAGACUCCAGCUGACAGGCUUCAAACUGUCAGGUGACCAGUAUACAUCUGUCAGUUCUGUUUAAAAAGCUGAUCAAUGGCCCUCUCCCUGGUGGCCUGGCAAGGAUAGACCCCAGGUUGGGGAUGCCUUCCCAGCUGGCACAGCUCCCACGAGGACUCCUUGGGCCCGGGGCUCCACCUCUGCAGAGUUCAACUGGAGCAGGAACAAGCAGAGUGGGAAGGAGGGUUGCAGAGCAAUGGGCAAAAAAAGCCGGGUGUGAAGGGGCCACCAUCUUUGAAAGGGUGUUAGAUUAGCCCCUGAGGCCCUUCCACGCUGAGCUGUGCCAAGGGAAAACUCCCUGCUCUGGAACAUCUUUCCCAGGGUCUGGCUCACCGGGGAGGGGCAGCACCCAAGUAUUCAUCAGUUAACCCAGCCCCCUCCCCGAGAUGGACUUCAGUGACCUCUACAUUGGAAACCCUUCAGCUAUGCCCUGUUCCUAGGAGAGAAGCACAACUAUUCUGGAGCGAGUGGAGCAAGGGCUCCACUCCAGCCUGCCCUCUGGCCCCUUUAUCUGCUGCAGGGCUACAGCCUUGGCCCCAAGCCCUGGCUGACCAGUCUCUCCCCCUGACCCCCUUUUGACAGAGCUCUGGACUCCAGAGGACAGGGUGGAGGCAAGUUAGCACUUGGUCUACAAAGAGGGAAGCGAGGCUGGGCAUGUAAGCUCUGAAGCUCCUUCUUCUCUGGAGAGCCUGCAUUCUGGAGCUCCCCAAGCUCCCUGGAUGGCCUGAGGGGCCCCCUGGAGAUUCAGGAUGUCAUGUGAUAGUUGGUGGUGUGUAUUCUUGUGUGUUGGUUACACGUGUCUUGAAAUUUAGAAUCAUGUCGCACAGAAUUGUCUAUUUGUUGGGAAGAGAAAAUGGGCUGGCAGCCCAGUCUUAGGUUCUUGCCCUGUUAGACCAUUUAAAAUUGACAUUUAAUUUUUCAAAUCACUGUUGGUGCCUAAUCACUUAAGUUAUUAAUUUAUUCUGUUUUCUUUAAAAAAAAAAAUUUGUAACAUGUAUUUAUCCUCUGUGAGUAGGGGUGGGGUGGGAGUGUGUUCCAGUGGGUCCUGUUUUUGCUGUGGUGACACAUGGUACAGGCCUGGAGCUUGCAGGUCCCUUUUUACUGUGGUGUUGGAGCAGGACAACAAUAAAGUCCAUUAGAAGCAAA